This is a messenger RNA of Bradysia coprophila, 3930 nucleotides long. RefSeq names its product orthopedia homeobox (gene otp). Gene Ontology annotation, molecular function: DNA-binding transcription factor activity, RNA polymerase II-specific; DNA binding. Gene Ontology annotation, biological process: neuron differentiation; regulation of DNA-templated transcription. The record is from RefSeq and is a predicted model, not a curated record. Lineage: Eukaryota; Metazoa; Arthropoda; Insecta; Diptera; Sciaridae.
GUUUGGUACGUGGUACGUGUACACACCGGGUUUCAUUCUGAAUAGCAUUCGAACGUAAAAUUUUCCCAAAAAAAAGUGAUACUUUCGGUAUAUAUGAUGAAAGUCGAGUGUACUGACUGAUGAAAAAAUCCAAUUAAAUCAAAUCGGUCUGUUAUUUACACGGAAGAACUUGGUAUACAAUGAGGUCGUAGUCUAUCCUCACUUCGGUUUAUGCGCUCUGUGCUUCUAUAUUAUCAUUAUCCCAAAGUGUUAUAGCACACAGUGAGUGUACGUAUACCUUAUGUAGAGAUACAUAAUAUAUACAAGAAGUGAUGUGUACAUAUUAUUUCUAAUAAAUUAAAUUUGUUAGUUCUUAUUAAAUUAAUAAACUUAAUAAGUGCUAAGGGUUUCUACAAGUUGAAGCUGGACAAUGUGCACAUGGAAAUUUAACAUCAUAGUAAAAUGGUUAUUUUGUAAUUAAUUAUAUUUUGUAAAUGAAAUUGUGUGAUAUAAAACAACUGAAUGAAAAACAAAUAUACGAAAUGGAAUUUAUAGUGAUACAAUUUUAAUAAAUUAAAGUUUAAUCGUGCAUUCAUACAACGACAAACUGUCGGCGAUAUCAAUACGGAAUUUUUCGGCAAAUAUGCUGAAUAAUCUGACUUCUGGGAGUAUUGGAGGUCAAAAAGACUGUGAUUUACCCAAAUCGGCAUUAACAUCAAUACAUGCAACCGGUUCAUUCGGUCAAGUGCCAAACUCCACAAAUUCAGAAUCGAAUGGUGGAGGACGGUUGCAUGUUUCCAGUGGACUGUGUGAACCACAUAAUAUCCACCAAGAUCAGAACUCGGAAAAGUCUGGAAAACAGAAACGACAUCGAACCAGAUUUACGCCAGCUCAAUUAAAUGAAUUGGAACGAUGUUUUUCGAAAACACACUAUCCGGAUAUAUUCAUGAGAGAAGAAAUAGCCAUGAGAAUUGGUUUAACAGAAUCUCGAGUUCAGGUUUGGUUUCAAAAUCGUCGAGCGAAAUGGAAAAAGCGAAAGAAGACCACGAAUGUUUUCCGAACCCCAGGUGAUUUUUGUGCCCUUUUGCCAUCGCAUGGUUUGCCGCCGUUUGGUGCUAACAUCACAAAUAUUGCAAUGGGCGAAGGAUUAUGCGGCAGUUCAAUGUUUGGAGGUGAUAGAUGGAGCGUUGGAGUGAACCCGAUGACGGCAGGUUUUGGUCAACUAAAUCAAUCAUCUUCACUAUCCUCCUCACUAAAUAGCGGUUUAAAUUCAGGAAUUAAUAUAUCUUCUAUGAGUGCUGGAAGCUAUCAACAUUAUGGACUGAAUGCUUUGGGCGACUCAAUGAUGUAUCAACAUUCCGUUAGUGGUGUAGGUUGCUCUGGAAAUUCACCGACCACAUCAACACCACCAAACAUAAAUACUUGUUCAUCAACAACGCCGCCCCUAUCCAGCAACCAGCAGAAUCCUAGUCAAAAUGAAGGAAGCAAUGAGCAAAUGGGUAACCAAGGUUCAAACCACCAUGUCUCCAAUUGCCAGUCUAUUUCGUCGAAUAAUGCCGAUGGCGACGACGAUGUAUGGCGUGGACACAGCAUAGCCGCAUUAAGACGUCGUGCGUCUGAGCUAAACAGUUCGAUUCCAUCGUAUCUACAUCACAAUUAUGAGCAUCACAAUUCGGUUUAUUGAAAGCUGAAAUUUUGUAGAGAAAUUGAAAAGCUUGAGAUGAUGUAGAGAAACAAGUUUUUAGACAGAAUGAGAGUAAGGAAAAACUGCAAUUCGGAGAUGUUGCAUGAUGAAUAGUGGUUUUAAUGUUAAUUUUUAUCUUACAUUUCGUUUCUAUUUUGUAAACAAAAAAGAAAAUGAGGGUUGUGCCGGUGAAUUAGAAAUAAUAAAUGUACUUUGGAGUAUACUUUUCAAUUGAACGUCAUUUGUGUAUUUUGUGAAACAAAUUGAAUUAAAAAUAAUAAAAAAAUGCCGAGAUUCAGUGCAAUCAGUGUAUACGAGUUUUGUAACGUAGUUGUAUUUACCAGAACAAGUUGUAAAGACAUGGCAUACCAUAAUAAAUACUUGCAGCCGAGUAUUCAAUAAAAAAAAUUUAUAAAUUUCUCAAUUCAACGCAUUAAAACGGCGGUGUACUGUAAGUGUACCCCAAAAUAAGAUAAAAUAAAAAAAAUAAUGAAUCUAAUUGUACAGACUUAAUCUCAAGUAUACGAACAUAUUAUUAUAAAUAAUUUUACAAUUUCAAAUUAUACUGACCAGUUGCUUAAAUGUGUUUUUAACCAACAUGUAACGGAGAAGAACCAGAUAAAGCAGUAAAUAAUAUUUUAGUCUAAGAAAUUUAGAAGCAAAAAAACCUUUAGAAUGAUUGAACAUGGAAUUUUAUUUUUAUAAAUAUAAUCAGGAAGAAGUUUAUUAAUUAUCUACAUAAUUGUAACUGGAAAAUUCAAAUUGAAUUUUUUUUGGACGAUUUCGUUAUCCGACUUUACUAAUGGAACGCCGUUUCUUGUUUCACCAGCGAGCUUUUUAACUAAAAUCUUCGUGUAGGUGGAUUUAAGCUGUGAAGUAUAUAAAUAGGUGUCGGCAGAUCACAUAGGAAUUUUUUCCGACAAAGGAUUUUCCGAUGGGGUACUCACAUCUCAGUUAAGUGAUCCAGUAAAUAACAGCCGAUAUUUUUUACAUAAUUCAAAGUUUUCUUUUGUUAUACGGUCAAAUGUGACAGAAAACGAAAGAAACAUUUUAAUACGAUCUCCUUCGCUCGCUAGGUUUAGCUAGCUUAAGUAUCCGGGUCGUAACACAUAACAUAAAAUUCAUUAAUUACCACGGAUUAUCCCGAAUCACAGCCAAUCCAGUUAAGAAAACCUAUGAUUUACUAAUGCUUUUCUGAUGUCCUUGGGAUUUUCUAUGUUCAUCCGCCCCUCGAUAAUGUAUGUACUCAGUACAUCUUGCACUUCUAUUGUAGAAAGCAUCAUUAGUUCUUUUAUACGAAAUCUUGUACUUCGUUUGUUUUAACAUUAAUUUUAUUAUUAGCACCACAUUUGCUAUAGAGCAUCGUUUAUUUCUUUCACUGUUGAUAACAGAUUGUCCGUUUCUAGAAGGUCAGGCAUACAAAUUAUUUCAUCUAUUGAUUCAUUAAAGAGGGUCUAUGGUGAACUAGGACAAACGAUUUUAAAUUUAAAUUUCUAUUUAGUCAUAAAAGUCGGAUCGGAUGAGUUGAUCGGAUUUUCCAUUGAAAUAUUAACAGAUUGACAUCUACAGCUUCACUUAAACAAAAAAUGGACAUCUCCUUAAAAAUAUGAUAGAUCGCUAAUGGCUCGAAUGACGGUGUUCGAAGUAAAAAAUCGACAACGAAAUACUUCUCCAAAAUGUUUUGUGUAAAAGGAAAGUUGAUGUUGAAGAAAUUAUUCUUUUUAAUUUUAAUUCUGCUUUUAUUGUACAUACUUUUCAAAUGAAAUUUACGAAUAAAUGUGGAAAAUAGAAAACUGUAAUAAAAUAUUUUAGUUCGAAUUGUGUUUUCUAAACAAAUUUUUAAUAUAUUCACGUAAAAAGCAAAAGCAAAGAAGAAAAUACCGAAAAAAAUUAGUAAAAUAUCCACACAAAUUAUACGUUUAAGAAAAACGAACAGCAAAAAUUUAAAACCAUAAAAUCAUCUACGAAAAAUACUCACUUUCCACAAUAAAUUCUCAAAAUCACCGAAAUCAGCGUUAAAAAUAAAAAAAAAUAAAAAAGCAAAAUUUAAUUUAAUUUUAUGUAUAAAUGGAAUUUGGUUAAAUUAGAUUUAAAAAUGUUUUAAAAUUAAAAUGAAAUUUUGUGAAAAAAAUAGAUGUUAGAGAAUUCAUAUUAAGCUAAAUAAAGGUGUAGAUAGACAUUAAAUAUAUGACAGGAUUACGUUCAAAAAAAAAAUUAUAUUUAAAAACACAUUGAAAGUGUAUGGAAAACAACGUGAAAAAUAAAUG